Messenger RNA from Mytilus californianus (California mussel), 978 nucleotides. RefSeq names its product complement C1q-like protein 4. The transcript has 2 exons. Lineage: Eukaryota; Metazoa; Mollusca; Bivalvia; Mytilida; Mytilidae. Gene Ontology annotation, molecular function: protein binding. Bases 1 to 531 code for a protein of 176 amino acids. The record is from RefSeq and is a predicted model, not a curated record.
AUGGCGUACUUAGAGUGUUUAGUACUUAUAGUUGGACUUACAAUCUGCAGUGGAAGAGUUACAGGUCCACCUCAGAACGACAGAUCAGGAAAGCAAAGUACAAUAGCCUUCUCCGUCGGUUUAACAAGCACCUUGCACAUGUCUUACUCCGAAACAAUUGUCUAUGAUAAAGUUUUUGCCAACUUCGGAGACGGAUAUUCUGUUGACACGGGUGAGUUCACUGCUCCAGAUACUGGAGUAUAUGUGUUCCAUGCACAUGCGUACAACUCGAACAAGGAUAGAGCAAUGUGGAUUGAAUUAAUUAAAAACAUUGAUUCAUUAGUGUCUGUCUCUGGUUUUAACAGUCAUUCAACAGCCGGAAAUUCCGUCAUUGUGAGUCUGCGCAAAGGAGAGACUGUUGCUGUAAGAGCAAGACCUGGACAAGAAUUUACCCUCUUUGGGAAAGCUGAUCAAAUCUACACAACAUUUUCCGGGUAUCGCAUCGGGGAAAUUCCGUAUUCCGACCCGGCAGCAAGUUUAUUCGGACGAUAAAGACAAAAUAAUGUAUUAGAUAUCUUGUAUAUGUUAAAACGUGUUGUGUGGAGACUACAUUGGACUUAUAUUUCGUUCAUUGAUAUAAUAAAAAAAUGUUUUAAAGUUUUAAGUCCUGUUUAACUUCUUUUUUUUUAAAUAAAAUUUCUUUAAUUUUUGUAUGAUUGCAUGUUUUUUACGCUUCUUCUCAAGUGAUCUCUUUAGAAUUUUAACAUAAAGUUUAUUUCCUUUCAAAAUGUGCCGUUUACCAAUAAAAAUCAAUAUUCAUCCGGUAAGAUAUAAUAAUAAUAUUAAAUUGUUAAAGAUUUAAAAAAAAGUAAAUAAACAAAUCUAAUGUUUAUAUAUAGAUUUAUUUUCAGAGAGAACGGAAUAUAUUAAGUAUGUGUGGCCUUAUAUGUUAUUUAAUUUAUAAUCCAUUUUGGUCAGUAUUGAAUCGAAUUAUAUGCA